Messenger RNA from Indicator indicator, 387 nucleotides. Its product is annotated as avidin-like. The record is from RefSeq and is a predicted model, not a curated record. Gene Ontology annotation, molecular function: biotin binding. The transcript has 4 exons. Bases 64 to 387 code for a protein of 107 amino acids. NCBI's taxonomy places the organism in Eukaryota, Metazoa, Chordata, Aves, Piciformes, Indicatoridae.
CACUCCACAAGGAAUGGCAAGUGCAACUUGACUGGCUGGUGGGAGAACGACCUGGGCUCCAGGAUGCAUGUGUCUGCAGUUGACAGCCAGGGCAACUUCUCUGGCGAGUACCACACUGCUGUGUCCAGUGCCCAGAAACCCAUCAAGUCAUCUCCUCUUGUUGGCUCUCAGCACUUGGACAAGGACAGGCAGUGCACAUUCGGCUUCACUGUCAACUGGAAGAUGUUUUCUGACUCCACAGCUGUCUUUGUGGGCCAGUGCUUUGUUGAGGACAGUGGGGAGGAGGUCCUGCAGACCUCCUGGCUCCUGCGGGAGAAGGUUGACUCCCAGUCCAGCAACUGGAAAGCCACCAGGACUGGCCGCAAUAUCUUCACUCGGAUGAAAUGA